Molecule: messenger RNA, 1378 nt
Organism: Apis mellifera (honey bee)
Lineage: Eukaryota; Metazoa; Arthropoda; Insecta; Hymenoptera; Apidae
Product: poly(ADP-ribose) glycohydrolase ARH3
Exons: 6
Coding region: 248-1306 (352 amino acids)
Cellular component (GO): mitochondrion; nucleus
Source: RefSeq, a predicted model, not a curated record
AAUUUGUUCCUUAUAUGUUAUAAUUUAGUGUGUAUUAUAUAUGAUUAUUUAUGAGAUAUUGUAAUAAAUACAUUGUUCUUAUUAUAUUUGUGUAUUUUAUUUUUAUUAUUAUUUAUUUAAUUAAUUUAAAUAAUUCUAACAUCCUUGUAUUAUCUAUUUUAAUCUAAUAUUAAUUUAACUUAAAUCUUUCUACAUUAGAAUAUUUACAAUUUUAUCAAUCUAGUCAAAGGAUUUAUAGUAUAAGGUUAUGGCUAAGAUGGAUCUAUCAUUAUUAAAAAGUAAAUUUCGUGGUUCAAUGCUUGGUGCUCUAAUUGGUGAUUGCAUUGGUAGUCCUUAUGAUAAUGAAGGUCAGUUGACACAUGGCACGAAAUUAGUUUUACAAAAAUCAUUUGAUAAAUUGGAAGGACCAAUAUUCAAAGCACCUGUCAUGCAAUUUACAGAUGAUUCUGCUAUGACUUAUUCCGUAGCUAAAUCUUUAAUUGAACAAAAGGAAUUAGAUAUUAUUGAUAUUGCAAAAAGAUUUGUUAAAAGUUAUUAUGAAGAACCAAAUCGAGGCUAUGGAAUGGGUGUUGUAACAGUAUUUCAAAAAUUACGAGGUAACAAAUUUAUAGACAUUGAAAGUCCAGCCAAGGAACAAUUUAAUGGUCAAGGUUCAUGGGGAAAUGGUGGAGCAAUGAGAAUUGCACCUAUUGCACUGUUUUCCUAUCAAAAUUAUGAUAAACUUUUAGAUACAGUUAGGAAAGUAACUCAAAUUACUCAUACACAUAAAAUCGGAAUAGAUGGUGCUAUUUUACAAGCAAUAGCAAUUUAUCAAAGUCUCCAUUUAAACCCUAAUGAAGAAUUAAAUGUAAUAAAUUUUAUUGAUGAUUUGAUUAAUAAAAUGGACCAAAUAGAAAAAGAUGAAGAAGGCUUAGGUUUGUCAGAACCGCAACCAUACAAAAUACAGUUAGGUAUAAUAAAAUCAUUAAUAUCAGAAAAUAAUGAAGGUCCACAUGAUGAAAAAGUCAUACAGAAAUUGGGGAAUAGUGUGGCUGCUUUAUAUUCCGUACCUACUGCAAUAUUUUGUUUUUUAAGAGCACAAAAACCAAUCAUAGCUAUACAAACAGAAAAUCCUUUUAGAAGAGCAAUUCAAUAUGCUAUUAGUUUAGGUGGUGAUACAGACACUAUCGGUAGCAUGACAGGGGCCAUUGCUGGUGCAUUUUAUGGAGAAGAAAAAAUUAGUAACAAUCUUUUACAACAUUGCGAAGCUUCAGAAGAAUUUAAAGUUUUAGGAGAUAAAUUAUUUGAAAUAUCAAUAGCACAAUAAAAGUUUUCAUUAUUUACAUAAUUAAAAUUGUAUAUAAAAUGUUUGUGAAUAAAAACUUUGUGGAAAUGUAAA